Molecule: messenger RNA, 8250 nt
Organism: Pectinophora gossypiella (pink bollworm)
Lineage: Eukaryota; Metazoa; Arthropoda; Insecta; Lepidoptera; Gelechiidae
Gene: Eip93F
Product: mushroom body large-type Kenyon cell-specific protein 1
Exons: 9
Coding region: 911-3187 (758 amino acids)
Biological process (GO): regulation of transcription by RNA polymerase II
Cellular component (GO): nucleus
Molecular function (GO): DNA binding
Source: RefSeq, a predicted model, not a curated record
UUGAGUUUAAGCCUGUGUGAAUGUCAUCUAGGCUCAGUGCACCACUGCCCGUGCAUGCAUGCACGAGCCUCGCCUAUGCACGUCCCGCUUGCCGCGCGCGCCCGACGCACACUAACCUAAAACCACCCGAAUUAGAAAACCAGUGACAGUUCCAAUUUUCGAAUUUAGAAUGUGAAAUGCCCGACGAAUCGCCGCGCGGGGGAAAGAGACGGACAUACCUCCCCGCGCUGUUAUUUCGGUGACGUCGGCCGGUGCAUAGCGAAAUAAAAUAAUGAAAAGUGGCAUUCAGUAAAUUGGUUGUGUUUACGCGCGUUGCUAGUUUAUUUGGUUAUCGUCCGCAUCUCGGCCGGUGGCGCCAUCUGGAGUGGGCCACAUCGCGCCCCAUAGUACACAUGGUUGUAAUUCACGGAGCUGUCAUAACAAUAACCUGCAGUGACGAUGUGCGGAGAUGUGUGUUUUUGGCGUGGUGAAACCGCGGGACCGUAGUCCGGAAAAUUGAUAUAGCGGUGUUUUUUUUUCGAAACUUAACCUACGACAAACUUCAGUUGCGCGCGAGCGGCGAUCGCACGCGCUUCGCGUCCCUCGCACACGAAAACCCACGAAAAUCCCCCGAAUGGAUCGCGGGUGACUUUCCGAAUUCGAACUUUGAAGUGUCCAAUCCGGAGCGUUCUAAAUUCAAACGUGAUGGAUCACGAAACAUAAUAAAGUUAUCAGUGCGAACUUUUUUUGCUCAAUUUUGUGAUUUAGACUCUAGGACUAAGUGCCUUCGUACAAACUGUAUUGUGAUGUCAUAGUGCAAAAGACUAGGAUAAGUGAUAGUGAACUAUAUUUUAUUAACGCCGAAUUGCAUAUUGGAACAUUUGAUGGACAAAAACUGCGUAGAUUUUACUCGGGUAGCUGGUCGAGUGCCAUGGCGGAGUGUUCAUUCGCGCGCUGCCAGCAGGAACGUCGCGCCAUUCGCAAGGAACUCCAGCGCUGGACCAAGAACAUGGUGUACAUACUCGGUCUAGAACGGGUGGCGGAGGAGUUGAUGGGGCGAAGAAAAUGGAAAAUAUAUCAGGACGGAUUAAUACCAAAACGGAACGAAGAGGUGUCAAGCGACGAAGAAUCCAUGCCUUCCACAGACCCCCCUCCAGGUCUCAAGAUAAAGACCAUAGAGCAGAUAAACGCGCCAGAAGACGACCGGAGCAAGGACGCUGGGGCGGAGAACAGGGCUCCGCGGCGCCCCCAGACCAUACUCGAGACCUUGAUCAAACAGCCUGCCACGCAGCCGAAGGUGGAAGUUGCAGAAGAGCCUACGGACUGGAAACCGGCGGACAAGUGUUACUUCUGUGUGGACGGCGACAGGGGUGAAGCGGCAGCAGACACGCCGUCAGCGGGACACAAUAUGGACCUCAGCCACCUGUUGUCUCGUGACAACGGCCUGUCUCGGGAGGACGCGGGACACACCGCGGGCCGGAAGAGUCCAGCGUCGGAGUCGGACAGCAGCUCGGUGUCGGGCGGCAAGAGUCCGGGCGGAGGCCCGCCGCUGCUGCAGCACCUGUUGCAGCUACAGCAGCAGAGCCCGCAGGCCAUCGCGCAGUUUCAGCAGAUGUUGGCGACGAUAGCGGCGCUGGGCUCCGGGCUGGUGCCACCGGCGCUCACGCAGGCUUGGCUGAUGCAGCGGCUGGUGGCAGCGAGGCAGCCUGAAAGCAGGCUCCCCGAGGUGGGCGAGAAGGUGCCAGCCGCGAGCUCAUCCCCCACGCUAGUGGAGCAGCCGCUCGACCUGAGCGCCAAGUCCACGUCCUCCACCAGCGGGACCCCUCCGCCCGACGCCAAGAACUUGGACGCCAGACUAAAGCGCGCGGCAGUGGAGGGUGCCAGCAACAGCGGCGCCCGGCGCGCGUACACCGACGACGAGCUGCAGUCCGCGCUGCGAGACAUCCAGUCCGGCCGGCUCGGCACGCGGCGCGCCGCCGUCGUCUACGGCAUCCCGCGGUCCACGCUGCGCAACAAGGUCAACAAGUUCGGCCACGACCACCACGACUCCGACGCCGACACCGACCCCGAGCGGGACUCCCCGCCCUCCGUCAUCCUCAAAAUCCCCACCUUCCCACCCCCCGACGAACCCACCCCUGCCCCCGUCACUCCCGUCACGCCGUUGUUGCCACCACAGCCCCAGUACAACCCUUCGCAGCUGAUCCUGCCACCAUCAGUCUACGCCGACCCACCCACCAAUCAACACUUGUUCACCUCAAUCAGCGACGUCAUAGCCAAGAGCAUCAGCCAGAAAUUCCUCGACCGGCCCGUCGACCGGGCGCAGAACGACCUCUCCUUCAUGAGGCCCGACCGCCACGUGUCCGUCAUCAAGACACCGCCGGAGAAUAGGAAUUACCCCUCGCCGAGCAACUCCCGCGCACAGAGCAACAACAACGGGCAGCCGGCGACGGGCAAGGGCACGCGGCCCAAGCGAGGCAAGUACAGGAACUACGACCGCGACAGCCUGGUGGAGGCGGUCAAGGCCGUGCAGCGCGGGGAGAUGUCCGUGCACCGCGCCGGCUCCUACUACGGCGUGCCGCAUUCGACACUCGAGUACAAGGUGAAGGAGAGACACCUGAUGCGACCGAGGAAGCGCGAGCCGAAGCCGCAGCAGGACGUGACGAAGCCACAGCCGCCGAAGCCGCCGCCGCCGAAGCCGCCGGUGAAGCCGUUCACGAACGGGCUGAACGGCCCCGAAGCCCCCGGCUACCCGGCCGGGUACCCGUUCUGGCCGGGCGCGCAGUUCGCGCAGCCGCCGGCGCCGGACCUGUACGCGUCGCACAUGAUGCGCCGCCUGCGCGAGGAGGCGCCGCCGCCGGCGAACGGGUCGUUCCUAGAGGGGAUCAUCCGGUCGAGCCUGGAGCGGCCGGGCGCGGGGUCGCUGCUGCAGCGGCUGACGGAGCCGCGGCCGCCGCUGCCGAGCGAGGCGCCCAGCCUGCUGCGGCGGCUGGCGGGCGAGGACGAGGCGCGGCGGCGCGCCGGCGAGGCGGACGAGGGCCCGGCGGCGCGGCGGCCGCGCGUGGACUCCGGCGACGUGCAGCUGGCGGCCGACCUGCGCGACGUGGUGCAGCGGCUGCGCGCCGACAAGCUGCGGCCGCAGCGCAACGGCACGCCCACGCCGCCCGCCGCGCUCGACGCGCCCGCGCCCGCGCCGCCCGACCGCGCCUAGUACACCACCCGCCCGCUCUGGUCCGGCGGCGGCGCCCUGGGUUAGGUAGCACGCUGGCACGCCACCCGAGGACACGCCGCUGUCCCCGGCGUUGUGCUCGGCGCAGGUGCAGAUUCUGAGACGUUCCGAUCUCCUCAGCCUUUGUGAUAAUAUUAUGUAAAGUACAUUCCGUUGGAGAGGGCGCGGCUCGAAAUGUCAAGGUUCUGAUGCAAGCAGACGAUGACUUGGCCUCGGUAUAAAGCAGCGAUCGUGAUGAUACACUUAUCCAUAUCCAAUGAAUAAUAGCAACUUUGUAUCUAGGCUACCAUUAGAGCUUACCUCCCGACUGAUAUCGACCUCACCAUCUGGUUAAGACGCUUCAACAUUUUUUAAAACGGCAUUUUGAAAGUUUACACACGUAUUUUAAAAUUUAAAAUUUAUUGCCUCCACUUAAUGUGUUGAAGUGUUUUAAGUUUAUCAGGUGGUGGUGUUGGUGUGGUCACGAGGCGGGUACACCGACGUUUACAUUUAUAGAGUGCAAUAGACCUUUAAAAAUAAAUCUCGCAUUAUUUGUGUACUGUUGUAGAGACAAUAAUACUGGCUUUUAUUCAUGUACUCACUGGGUUGGUUUCGCAUUUACAACUUUGUUACUCGUAUUAUGUAUAGUGGGAUCUGUAUUUAUACAAUCUUAAGUUUCAGCUUCAACUUCAACCCAGAUCUCUUCACAUAGAUGCGCAAGAGUGGCUCGCUUUUUGCUACUUUCUUUACGUUUUGGAUCAUCUCUUUGAUCUUCAAGGAGUGCAUUUGUAACGAUAAAAAGUCCGCAACAAGCGAGACAUCUUGCCCAACACUUGUAAUCACCAAAUAAUCACAAUAGUUACCUAAAAUCACAAACCAGUUCAAUAUACACAGCUUUAUUAAUGCAAUAUCACAAUAAUAGUUUAGAUACCCGAGACAGUAGGAACAGAAAGUGUCUGGUGACACAUAGCGCUCUUCCAACGAAAUGUUGAACAAAUUAUAUACAUUUUUGACUUUAAAUAAUGAUUAUACAACUCGUAGUUCAUAUAUUUACAAAACAAUUACAGGAACAGGAAAUAAACUAGAAAUGUAUUUACAAGAAAUUUAAAAAAAGUAAAAUGACUGGCUGGAAAAAAGAAUAUCGCUAUGUGUCACCCCGACGCCAGGGUUGUCCAAAAUUAUCGCUAAUCCGGAGAGCCUCAAUUUUUGACCUUGUUUUAAGUAAAAGACAACCAAAAGUUAACGUUAAAAAUUAACUAUUUAAAUAUUUUUAAGUGAAAAAAAAAACAAUGUAACAAAUUAAUUAUAAAGCUAGCUAUGAGUGUAAAUGUUAUCGAUUUUUAAGUGAACUAUUGCAGAUUUUGUGCGGUGUUUUUAUAAUUAGAUAGGUAAUAUAUUGAAUGAAAUUAUUAGCGCUAUUUGGCGGGCGUUGCGGUAUCGAGAUUAGAGACGCGGCGGCGCGUCCGGCGGCGACGCGCGACGCGCAGGCGCGCGGCUUCGACGUAUACGAAGCAAGUUCGGACUUAUGUGCAAUUAUUAUUUUGUAUAAAAUAGUAAUUUAAACUGUGUCUAAGCUAACACGUGGAUUUCCAUAUUACUGAAUGUGAUAUUUAGGUAUUACGAAUGCGGUUUGUUUGACGACCUGCGGGGUUUCCCCAUCAUUAUAUACACGUACGUACAUUAAAUACAUCUAGUGAACUUAUAUAUUUUAUGUACUAUUAUUGUAUCUUAAGAAGAUAUAUUCUUAUUUUUCAUGGUCCAAGUUUUAAAUGUUUUAUCGACUAUACAAAAAUAUGGAUAAUCAUUAUUAUAUUCUUGUCGACUUUAAAAAUUAUAAUUAGCCCAAAAAUCCUCAAAAAAAAUGAUAUCUUCAAAUUUGUGAAAUUUUUUGGUGUUCAAUCAAAAGUAUAUUAUGGAAGUACGAAAUGAAAAUAAUGUAUACGCUCUCCCAAAAUAAAUUUAGGUAAAACUAUUUGGAUAUAAAAUUAUCAUACGAUACUUAUUGUAAGUUAUGUGUAAAUGUGCGCCUCAUGAAAAUUAAGAAGUCUUUGUAUUAUGUAUGUAAUUGAAAUAUACAUCUAUUAUAUACAAGUUAAAAUAAUGUCGUACAUUUUUCUUCGGAGACCACGAGUGAUGUGCAAAAUAGAUCUACGGCAGAGACUGGACUCGACAUUUCGACAUAUAGCCGCCCUACGACCACACGACCACUCCACUCGCUGGACUCACUAUAUCUGAAUCACGAUACAUAUCCCCAUGCCGAGGUGUCGAACACAUUCUCUAUAAAAGAAAUCAAAAAUUUUUAUAUUCAAAAUUUUAAACUAGUCGAUAGCAUCUUCACCUUUUGUUCGUUCAUUCAUAAUUUUCGACGUCUUUUUAGCAUUUAAUUCAUAAAAAAAUAUCUAUAUUAAUCGUUAUGUGCAUUUAUGUGAGUGAUAGGGACUUUUGUACGCUGGAAAGUGUAGAAGUAUUUAAUUUGGUGAUGUUGUGACAGCCCUACCAGACCGCAUUUCAAAUUGCGUUUGGAAAUCGAACAACUUUUUUUAAAAUACGUACACGAAUCUGUGUGUUAUGCCGACAUUUGUUGAUAGCUUAAACAAACGUUAUUUUGUAUAAGUUGUACAGAAAUAAUAGGAUGGGACAUUUUGCAAAGAGAAUUUAGAUAUUAAUCAACAUUCCGUUUAGAAUGUUAUUAGAUUUUUUUAAAUGAUAAUAUAAAUAUUUUUUUGCAUCGGGAACAAAUCAUUAUGUUGUUUAAUCUUAUUUUGUAACGUUAGUUAAUUUUAAGUGGCUUUAUUUUUUAAAUAACCCUAUAUAUAAUUAUAAUAUUAUAUUGAGAUGUUAUACAUGUCAUUGUUUUUGUGCAAAGUGUUUGGGGUUCGAAUCCCGGGUUAAAAGAGAGUUGCGACUGAUAUGUAGUAGAAAUUAGCCGAGUGCACCGCACCGGCCGGGUCGGUACAAAUGGUAUACGCCGCCUUAACACUUACAAUGUUAUUCUACGUGGUCCCUUCAAAGCUUAAAAUAAUCAACAACAUAAUACACAAGUAACGUCAACUAUAAAAUACCCAAAGGCAUUUUUAACCUGUUGAUUACUUUAAACAGUAGGCUGAAGACGAUUGUUGUCAAAGACUAGAAUUGGAAAUAAAGAACCAAAGGAGAUAAAUUUUUAAACGACAGUCAAACUGUCUUUGCUCAAAUACCUCAUGUCAAUAGUGGCACUUUAGUGUCACACGCGAGAACAUUUGAAACAGAAGUCCCGUCUACUUGGAGAGACCACUGGUUAUAGUGAAUCAUUUUUAUUGUAUAUUGUUCAAUCAUUUUUCCACAUAGUUUAAGUAUUUUAGUUAAAAACGGUAGUGUAAUUUUGAAUUAAUAGGUAGCCGGUAGUAAUUCUUUAAUAUUUUGUUAAUUUUUUUUCGUAAAUGUAAUAAAUUCUCCAUAAGGGUUAGGUUAGUGUUGUCGGCGGUCCUCCACUGGUCCAGGAACAAAAGACAAUGAAGGGAAUUUGCAUUUUUAAUUAAAAAGUAUAAAACUUAAGACUCGCGGGAUGCGCGCGUUUUCACCGCAUCUCCCGUUUCCGAACGCAGCGGCUCUCGUACUUUUUAAAUUCGACUUUCCAAUUCCGGAAUUAGAGAUUUGAAUUUAAAAAGAAAAUUGUGCGGUGUCGUUGCGUGACACUCGUAAAAGACAUUGUCAGAUGUUAUUGUAAGUUGGUGAACACUUGUUGUUUGUUGUGUGACUGUACCUUUGUAUAUAACGAGCGUAUUUAAAUAAAGAUAUUCAACCCAUUCACAACACUUCAAUAUAUUCCGACGUGCUACGUCACAGGAUCGAUAUCUUUAUUUAAGAGGCUCAACAAUGAUGCGUUUCACUAAAUGUAAGAUUCACUUUAUUGUCACUAAUUGUUUUCCUUACAUCUGUAUGUAUUUCUAGAUUAUUAAUUUUUAAACAAUAAUUAUUGUACCUACGUCUUAUUACAAUAAUUGACUUAUCAUUAUUAUUGUCAUUUUAGAAUUAUGGAAUGGUGAGAGAGUAGGACGGAAACAGUUGAGAAUGUAAAAGACAUUCUUUUUAAAAUACAUUAUGUACAACAUGAAGCAUUUAAUUUUAGACAUAUUAAAUAUAAUGUUAUCUUUAUCGAGACGAUGGACGGAGUUAAAUUCGAUCGGACAUAGAUUCAAGUAAUAUUUAUUUUACAAAAGACGCUUAAUAAUUUCACAUCACACAGCUGGGGACGUAUUUUGAGAAUGUUUUCUUUGCUAAUAUUGUGUUGAGAAGAAUGUGGCAACGGACCAAUGUAAGAGAUAGGCCUCUGUUAACUGAAUCAUUGAACGGCUCGCGUUUUUAUUAUAAUACUUAUUAAAAACCGAUAAAGGAGCUAACAAGAUCAAAUUAUAAUAUUGUUAUUUAAUUAUUGAGUACAAGUUUUAAUGAAAUAUUUUUUUUUUUCAAUAUACCUUACUCGCCUCUAUUUUUGUUAUUUUGUUCCUUUAGUUUUUAUUAUUAUUGUUUAAUUUUUCAUAACAGAAUAAAUAGAUGAUUUCGCGUUAAUUUAGGCGACUCAAUAAUUAUUAAUUUUUAAUAUAAAAAUAAUAUAUAUUUUCACUUCCUCAGUAUGAAAGUGAUGUUUAUAGAUUUAUUUUGUUCUUGGUCACUUCAAAGUGAAGGGAAACUGAGUGAAACAUACGAUUGGGUGCAGAACUGAUUGGCUGAAUAUUAUUGUAUUAAAUCUAGUCAAAUUUAAGAGAGGGGAAUAUUUGGAAGCCUAGCUUGCGACACGUUUCGACUGAAUUUUUGAUAAUUCGAUAACUGACGUCCAAUGCGUCGCUAGGCGACUAAAAAAUCGAUUUGAAAUUGUGGAAUUGUAGAAAAUUGUAGAAAAACCUGUUUCUUACGUACACUGUACCUACGUAGCAUCGACGAGGUGAACUUUUUCAUAUGUAAUGUCCUUUAUCUAUAAGAUCUUUAUAUCUUACGUUAAAUAUCUUAAUGAACUGGCUGGAUAGGCAGGUGUAAGAAUGUGAGGAUAUUUAAAACCUGUAUACAAUAAAUUUCUUUCAUUUGUUGAA